AUGGCCACCAAGAAAUCUCCUUUCGAUUUGCAAAAGUGUGCGCGACCAAACAUCCUCGCAUUGGAGCCAUACCGUUGCGCACGCGACGACUACAAAGACAAUGGCACAAACAUCCUGCUCGACGCGAACGAGAACGCAUACGGACCAGGACUGGCGUUGAAUGGCGAGAGCACACUAUCUGCGUCAUCAAUUGAUGUGGAUUUGCUUGGGUUGAAUCGCUAUCCUGACCCUCACCAAGCGGAGCUUAAACAGAGUCUUUGCAACCUGCGCAACACGCACACGCAUACCACCAAGACGAUCACGCCCGACAACCUCUUCGUUGGCGUCGGCUCCGACGAAGCCAUUGACGCCCUUAUCCGCGCAUUCUGCGUCCCCGGCAAGGAGAAGAUCCUCACAUGUCCACCUACGUAUGGAAUGUAUAGCGUCUCUGCCCAAGUGAACGAUGUCGCCCUCGUCAAAGUCCCACUACAGCUUCCGAGCUUCGAUCUCGAUGUACCUGCCAUAACAGCCGCUCUCUCCGCCGACCCAAGCAUAAAGCUUGCAUACCUAUGUUCACCAGGAAACCCAACAGGCAAACUGCUGAAGAAGCAGGAUGUUCAGCGGAUACUGGAGCAUGAGAGUUGGAAUGGCGUCGUAGUGUUGGACGAGGCAUACAUCGACUUUGCACCAGAAGGUGCGAGUCUGGCAGAGUGGGUCACCGAAUGGCCAAAUUUAGUUGUCAUGCAGACACUAUCCAAAGCUUUCGGCCUCGCUGGUAUACGGCUAGGAGCCGCAUUUACCGACCCAGCAAUAGCCCAACUGCUGAACGCCAUGAAAGCACCAUACAACAUCCCGAACCCAACAAGUCAACUCGCACGAGCAGCGCUAAGUUCGAAGCACCUCGAUAUCACACGAAAAAACAUAGAUUCCAUCGUUAAGCAGCGUGACAGAUUGCUAGCUGAACUUCCAAAAAUCCCUGGAGUUGGUCAGCUGAUAGGUGGCGUCGAAUCAAACUUCCUACUCUACUCGAUACUGGACGCACCUGCAGACCAAGGCGGGAAGGCUUCAAAUGAGACAGCGCUAGCUGUCUACGAAGGCUUAGCGGAAGAGAAGGGCGUUGUUGUACGAUUCAGAGGAAAGGAAUAUGGGUGCAUGGGUUGUCUCCGCAUAACAGUCGGUACAGAGAAAGAGGUAGAUCGCUUUCUGCAGGAGAUACGAUUGGUCCUAGAGAGUACCUACAAAACCUCGAGACAACUUAGCGGCAAGGAAGAAGAGAAUAAGGAGAAGGAAGCGAGUGCUGUGGUUGCAUAA
Messenger RNA from Dothidotthia symphoricarpi CBS 119687, 1290 nucleotides. RefSeq names its product histidinol-phosphate aminotransferase. Gene Ontology annotation, molecular function: pyridoxal phosphate binding; L-histidinol-phosphate:2-oxoglutarate transaminase activity. NCBI's taxonomy places the organism in Eukaryota, Fungi, Ascomycota, Dothideomycetes, Pleosporales, Dothidotthiaceae. The coding region runs from base 1 to 1290 and encodes 429 amino acids. The transcript is spliced from 3 exons. The record is from RefSeq and is a predicted model, not a curated record. Gene Ontology annotation, biological process: L-histidine biosynthetic process.